UCUGCAGAUGGACUACAGCACAGAGUUCUGGCUCCAUCCAUGAGGCAUGUAGUUCUCCAGUAUCAGCUGCUGGAACCAAUUUUACAUCAUUUUCCAGCUUUUUCGUUUUCUUCCUUUGAUUUAGACAAAAGAAUAAUAAGAAAAGCCUACCCUGGAUUCCUGUCUUCCCUCCCUCCUCCUAUCAUGGCCUGGUUUUCUCAGUGCAGCGGAGACACAAGGUGUGCUUGCCCCUGACUGGGUCACAACAGCAGUUCGCAACUGAAACUGGAAACAACAACGUCCAUGGAUUGGCCCCCUCACUCAGCUCGGACUCGCAGUGGUGCCUGUGACUGUUAGAUGUGGCUGCAUUCAUGAAUGAAAUCCCCAGUGAACGUUGUGUGAUGAUGCCGUCUACAACAAGAUCCUAAACAGGCCCAUCAUCUAUCUGGCACACCCUCUGAUACCAAGCCUGCAGACUGUGGCGGCUAGUUUUGGAAUACAAAAUACACACACUCACACCGAUACCUACGCUCCUAGGCCAGAAAAAACAACAGGUAAUCGACAUGGGAGAUCUGAACAGCUCAGUGGAUUUUUACCCAAAGAACCAGCGGAGAGAACAGAACCAUGCCGGAGGUUUUGGCUGCACUUUGCAGGAGCUGCGCUCCCUUAUGGAGUUGCGAGGAGCCGAGGCCAUUCAAAAAAUACAAGAUAGUUACAGUGAUGUCCAUGGCCUGUGUAGGAGACUGAAGACGUCCCCCACUGAAGGUUUGUCUGAAAAUGUAGCAGACUUUGAGAAGAGAAAACAGAUAUAUGGUGUGAACUUCAUACCUCCCAAAAAACCCAAAACCUUCCUACAAUUAGUCUGGGAAGCCCUCCAGGACGUGACUCUCAUCAUCCUAGAAAUUGCUGCCAUUGUCUCCCUGGGCCUUUCAUUCUAUGCACCACCAGGAGAACAGAGUGAGAACUGUGGAAAUGUGCAAGCCGGGGGCCAUGAUGAAGACGAGUCAGAAGCCGGGUGGAUAGAGGGAGCUGCCAUAUUGUUAUCUGUCAUAUGCGUGGUGUGGGUGACGGCCUUCAAUGACUGGAGUAAGGAGAAGCAGUUCCGGGGGCUGCAGAGUCGCAUAGAACAAGAGCAAAGAUUCUCCGUCAUCAGAAAUGCACAAGUUAUUCAGAUUCCUGUGGCUGAUCUCAUUGUGGGAGACAUCGCCCAAAUUAAAUACGGCGACCUGCUGCCCGCAGAUGGAGUUCUGAUCCAGGGAAAUGAUCUUAAAAUUGACGAAAGCUCAUUGACGGGAGAAUCGGACCAUGUGCGCAAGUCUGUAGAGAAAGACCCAAUGCUGCUUUCUGGUACCCAUGUCAUGGAGGGGUCUGGCAGGAUGGUGGUGACAGCUGUUGGUGUGAACUCUCAGACCGGUAUCAUUUUCACCUUGCUUGGAGCCGGUGGAGAAGAGGAAGAGAAGAAAGACAAGAAAGGAAAGCAGCAGGAUGGGGCAGUGGAGAAUAUUCAAAAUAAAGCUAAAAAGCAGGAUGGUGCUGUUGCCAUGGAGAUGCAGCCACUGAAAAGUGCUGAAGGUGGAGAAAUGGAGGAAAGAGAAAAGAAAAAAUCCAGUGUUCCCAAAAAGGAGAAGUCUGUUCUGCAGGGGAAACUCACCAAGUUGGCAGUGCAAAUAGGAAAAGCAGGUCUGGUGAUGUCGGCGAUUACAGUUAUCAUCUUGGUGCUCUUCUUUGUGAUUCAAACCUUUGUGGUGGAGGGCAAAGUGUGGCUGUCGGAGUGUACCCCUGUCUACGUGCAGUACUUUGUCAAAUUCUUCAUCAUUGGAGUUACUGUCCUAGUGGUGGCUGUGCCAGAAGGCCUGCCCCUAGCCGUUACCAUCUCUCUAGCCUAUUCCGUCAAGAAAAUGAUGAAGGACAACAACCUGGUGCGCCACUUGGAUGCCUGUGAGACAAUGGGCAAUGCCACUGCCAUCUGUUCUGAUAAAACGGGAACCCUGACGACCAACCGUAUGACAGUGGUGCAGUCUUACCUUGGAGACGUCCAUUAUAAAGAAAGGCCAGAUCCCAGCAGCCUCAAUUCCAAAACCUUAGACCUGCUCGUCAAUGCCAUUGCCAUUAAUUGUGCCUACACCACCAAGAUACUACCUCCAGAUAAAGAAGGAGCGCUUCCCCAGCAAGUAGGCAAUAAAACUGAGUGCGCCCUGCUUGGGUUUGUUCUGGAUUUGCAACGGGACUACCAGCUGGUGCGAGACCAGAUUCCUGAGGAGACGCUCUACAAAGUGUACACCUUCAACUCUGUUCGUAAGUCUAUGAGCACCGUCGUGUGCCUACCUAAUGGAGGAUUCAGACUGUACAGCAAGGGAGCUUCAGAGAUCGUCCUGAAGAAGUGUUCGAACAUCCUAAACGGUGUUGGUGAACUCCGAACAUUUCGGCCUCGUGACCGCGAUGAAAUGGUAAAGAAGGUCAUUGAGCCCAUGGCCUGUGACGGACUGCGGACCAUAUGUAUCGCCUACCGAGAUUUUCAAGCAGUGCCGGAACCAGAGUGGGAAAAUGAGAAUGAGAUAGUGGGAGACCUGACAUGUAUCGCUGUGGUAGGAAUAGAAGAUCCAGUGAGGCCUGAGGUCCCUGAAGCCAUUCGUAAAUGUCAACGUGCCGGGAUCACCGUUCGUAUGGUCACUGGGGAUAACAUCAACACGGCGCGCGCCAUUGCGGCAAAGUGUGGCAUCAUACAACCCGGGGAGGACUUCCUGUGCCUGGAAGGGAAAGAGUUCAACAGACGUAUCAGGAACGAGAAGGGAGAGAUAGAACAAGAACGCCUGGAUAAACUCUGGCCAAAGUUACGUGUCCUUGCGCGGUCUUCACCGACUGAUAAACACACCCUGGUAAAAGGCAUCAUUGACAGCUUAAUUGGAGAACAACGUCAAGUGGUGGCAGUGACAGGAGAUGGCACCAACGAUGGCCCCGCUCUGAAAAAGGCAGAUGUUGGCUUUGCAAUGGGACUGGCUGGCACCGAUGUGGCCAAGGAAGCCUCAGAUAUCAUCUUAACAGACGACAACUUCUCCAGCAUAGUCAAAGCCGUUAUGUGGGGCCGCAACGUCUACGACAGCAUUUCCAAAUUUCUUCAGUUCCAGCUGACGGUCAAUGUGGUAGCGGUAAUUGUGGCAUUUACUGGGGCCUGUAUCACUCAGGACUCGCCAUUAAAAGCAGUACAGAUGCUCUGGGUCAACCUUAUUAUGGACACCUUUGCUUCACUGGCUCUAGCAACAGAACCCCCUACAGAAGCGCUGCUCCUACGCAAACCGUAUGGCAGAAACAAGCCCCUUAUAUCUCGCACCAUGAUGAAAAACAUCCUUGGCCAUGCAGUCUACCAGCUCGUAAUCAUCUUUACUUUGUUAUUCGUUGGUGAAAUCUUUUUUGACAUCGACAGCGGCCGAAACGCCCCCCUGCACUCGCCACCUUCUGAACAUUACACCAUCAUUUUUAACACUUUUGUCCUGAUGCAGUUGUUUAAUGAGAUUAACGCCCGUAAAAUCCAUGGAGAGAGAAAUGUUUUUGACGGUAUUUUUGGAAAUCCUAUAUUCUGUAGCAUAGUGCUGGGCACAUUCGGAGUCCAGAUUUUGAUUGUCCAGUUCGGAGGGAAGCCCUUCAGCUGUUCACCUUUAAACACUCAGCAGUGGCUCUGGUGCCUCUUUGUGGGAGUGGGAGAACUUGUAUGGGGGCAGCUCAUUGCCACCAUUCCCACCAGCCACUUGAAGUGUUUGAAGGAAGCAGGGCAUGGGCCUGGUAAAGACGAAAUGACAGAUGAGGACAUGGCUGAGGAUGAAGAAGAAAUUGACCAUGCGGAACGAGAGCUUAGAAGAGGUCAGAUCCUCUGGUUCCGUGGACUGAACCGUAUCCAAACACAGAUGGAGGUAGUGAGUACCUUCAAGAGAAGCGGUUCAUUUCAGGGUGCUGUGCGUCGGCGUUCCUCGGUCCUCAGCCAGCUCCAUGAUGUAACAAACAUUUCUACUCCCACUCACAUCCGGGUAGUGAAAGCAUUCCGUAGUUCCCUCUACGAAGGCCUAGAGAAACCUGAAUCCAAGACCUCCAUUCACAAUUUCAUGACUACCCCUGAAUUUCUUAUCAACGAUUACAUCCAUAACAUCCCCCUUAUUGAUGAUACCGAUGUGGAAGAUAGUGAAGAGCCUCCGGGCAGGGUGCUGUGGUCCAUUCCACCCCCAUCUCCCAACAAGAACAACAAUGCCAUUGAUAGUGGUAUCUAUCUGACCACAGACACUAGCAAGUCGGCUGCCUCUUCCAAUCCCGAAAGUCCUUUGCACAGUGUGGAGACUUCUCUCUAACAGAAUACCAAACUAGUCUUCAGAAAACCAUGCCAAUGACAAGAUAAUAGAACUUUUUGCCUCUGCUGGUGUACUGGCAAAGUCAACAAUUACAGCUGAAACAGCUUAAAUCUACAAUAUAUCACAACAAUAUCAAGGUUAUUGAAGAGCAAAUUGUAUUACUAGCCCUUGAAAGUGUUUUUAUUCUUACAUGCAAGUAAGAAAGAAGUAAAAUAGUCACCAGGGGCAUUCAGAAGAACCCAAGGGAAACGGCAGCCAGAAUCAACAUCUCCAGUCCUGAAAAAAAAAAACCUUUGAAGAAAAUGAUGUCAUCACACAGUUGGUUUUUUUCACCAUAUUAAGUUAAUGUCUUGCCCUUUCUGUUACAAAUGGCCAUGAAUAAUAAAGGAAAUCUAUGCCGGCCCAUUAAGUGAUGUGUAAAUACAUAGUGUGGCAAGGCUCCACAGUUCAAGCUUGAUCAUUCAACCAUUUUUUUAAUGUCAUG
Messenger RNA from Hyla sarda, 4797 nucleotides. RefSeq names its product ATPase plasma membrane Ca2+ transporting 3 (gene ATP2B3). The record is from RefSeq and is a predicted model, not a curated record. Gene Ontology annotation, molecular function: ATP binding; PDZ domain binding; ATP hydrolysis activity. The transcript is spliced from 23 exons. Gene Ontology annotation, biological process: calcium ion transmembrane transport; regulation of cytosolic calcium ion concentration. NCBI's taxonomy places the organism in Eukaryota, Metazoa, Chordata, Amphibia, Anura, Hylidae. The coding region runs from base 543 to 4313 and encodes 1256 amino acids. Gene Ontology annotation, cellular component: intracellular membrane-bounded organelle; membrane.